GACAAACACACAUACGCCCCUCAAAACCGCAACACGUCACGAUGGAUGCAACAGCAGCAGUGGAGGCCGGGUUCCCCGAGGUGUCGAGGUGGAUCGCUGACGACGGCGACGGCGAGGCGUUUGUGUUCCGCAAGUUCGACCGGCUCGCGGCCCGGAACUUGCUGUACCUCCAGGCACGCAUGCUCGCGCUGGAGGAGAAAAUAGACCGUGCUGAUGGCGCCACCUCCGCGGGGGGCGGCCAGGUGGCCAUGCUGAGGAUCAUGCGCAACUGGGAGACCGUGGUCGACAAGAGUCAAGACCCAAACGUUUCCCAAGACUUGAGGGAGAAAUGCUUGGAGCAGAUUCGCUUGCACGAGGAGCUGAGCCGGCUGAUGAAGGAGUAUCACGAAGCGCUCGGCCUGCAAAGCCGCAUCUCCAGCCUCAGCAGGCCGAACCGGAGGGUCCUGGGGACCUACAGGGCUUGGCUCGAGUCGGCAAACACCCUGAAGGGACUGUCGGCUCAGUUCCUGGACGACAAGCUGGACCUCGUGGCGCUCAAGCAGCCCGAAGACCGUGACCACUUAUCCGAGAUGCUACGGCACGUCUGGCCGGCCAAGAGCAUCACAUCCGCGAGCGGCGUUAGGAUCGCUCACUUCCACGAGAAGUCCAUCUCCACCUGGGCCAACGCCAUCAGCACGCUCGUCGCGCUCGCGCUGCUGGUCGGCUCCAUCGUCUGCCUCCACUUCCUGGGCGACCUCAGGGCCAAGUUUGCCAUGAUCGCCGCCUUCGCCGCCUUUUUCGCGCUGAGCCUCGGCGUGAUCACCAGCGCCAGGCGUCCCGAGGUCUUUGCGGCCACUGCAGCAUAUGCCGCUGUGCUUGUUGUAUUUGUUAGCAAUCAGGAUUUAACUAGCCAAAGUGGGACUUAACGGGGAAAGGGACAGAAUGGAUAUCAAGGGUGACGAGUAGGCGUUACCUUAAUUAUCGGACCUACUGGAUGGUAAGCUCAACAGUUAAGGCCCUAAUUGGAAUGGCGAAUUAAGGGCUGGAUUAAUACUUUUGGGAGGUUGGAAGCAGUUGGGAAUCCGGCGUUAGGAGCACAUAAUACAAACCCCAUUCGGACUCGUCCCGCUCUUUGGGCACGUAAUAAGUUUG
Molecule: messenger RNA, 1131 nt
Organism: Gaeumannomyces tritici R3-111a-1
Lineage: Eukaryota; Fungi; Ascomycota; Sordariomycetes; Magnaporthales; Magnaporthaceae
Exons: 4
Coding region: 42-905 (287 amino acids)
Source: RefSeq, a predicted model, not a curated record